AGCUGAGAGUCCCUUGAACUGUCGAAUUUCUGAAAUCUUCACGGAUCUAGAAGGUCCGGUAGGGCUCCCACUUCUGUGCUGCAAAGAUUCAGACCACCACUAGACGGCAGCGUUUGAUCGCCCGAAUUUUGUUAGACCAGGUCUGAAAACUCCAGAACGGUAUAGCCACAAACGCCUGCCUCGAAACCUAUUUCGGGGUGCAAGAGGCGUAAACCGAGUUAAAUCGAUGCCUCAUUUGCGAUCGAGCCUCGUCCACCGAAUGCAAAGCCGGUGCUGAUAGGGGAACAGAUGUGCGUGUGCUCCACGUUUCCACAGGCAGGCGCAUGCUUCGGAUCUUUUGGGGGCGCAUGGAUCGAGAGGAAUGGUCGUUUCCUAGAACCCGGGCACGGGCUCAGUGACCAGGGCACGCCCCACCUCUCCUCUCCGUCCUCUGGAAAAUGCAAAGCUCAAGUCUCGCGAAGCUUGAGGAGCGCCUGCCCAGUUCUCCCGGGGGCGUCCGCUGCCGAUUUCGGUCGCAGAAAGUCUCGAAGCGCUGCGGAGGUUCCGCUUGUCGUUGCCCGUGGGAAGGGAGGGGAGGGGUCUCCUGCCUGGCACGGCUCUUCUGAGGUUCCCAUCCUUUCGUUGCCCCUUUGGCCAUGGGGAAAAUCGGCUUGCAGUUCAGAGCGACUUUGGAAAACAUUACAAACCUCCGGCCAGUGGGGGAGGAUUUUCGAUGGUAUCUGAAGCUUAAGUGUGGGAACUGUGGUGAGGUGUCAGAAAAAUGGCAAUAUCUACGAUUAAUGGACAGCCACCCUCUCAAAGGAGGCCGGGGAAGUGCCACAAUGGUGCAGAAAUGCAAGCUGUGCUCCCGGGAAAACUCCAUAGAUAUCUUAAGUCACACAAUUAAGCCUUAUAAUGCCGAAGACAAUGAGACCUUUAAAACAAUAGUGGAAUUUGAGUGUCGUGGCCUUGAACCCGUGGACUUUCAACCGCAGGCUGGGUUUGCUGCAAAUGGUGCAGAGUCUGGCACAUCUUUUGAUGAUAUCAACUUACUGGAAAAGGACUGGAAUGACUAUGAUGAAAAAAUAAAGGAAUCGGUUGGCAUCUAUGAAGUUACUCAUAGGUUUGUCAAAUGUUGAAACUCCUUUUUAUGGCAAAGAGUAAUUUUCCAUACGGCAAGAUCAUUUAAAUUGUAUCCACAAAAAUCAAAAUAAAAUCCAUUAGUUUUGAUAUUUUUCCCCAGA
This is a messenger RNA of Python bivittatus (Burmese python), 1223 nucleotides long. RefSeq names its product CXXC motif containing zinc binding protein (gene CZIB). The record is from RefSeq and is a predicted model, not a curated record. Lineage: Eukaryota; Metazoa; Chordata; Lepidosauria; Squamata; Pythonidae. Gene Ontology annotation, molecular function: zinc ion binding.